AUGGAUUCAGGGGAUGCAUUCGCCGAAUCCGGCCCGAAGCUUAUGAUGGCGAGAGCUGGCGUUGGUUCUUCUCCGACGAUGAUUGAGACCGAUUGGUGCAGCAGCGAGCAUCGCCGGUGCGUGGCAACCUGCGUUGUUAAAGGGACUUAUGGUCUGGAGAGCGAUCGAGAAAAGGGGAGGCUGAGGAACACGCGGGAGAAUAAGCAGGCGCCAGGCGCCAACCGGAGCUUCAUCUAUGGCGCCAUCUACGAGUACGAGCCGCCGGGGGGCGCGGGGCGCCACCCGGAGGCUCCACACUACAUUGUCGCCUUCCGGGGCACCAUGCUACGGGACCCCGCAGCGCUUCACGACAUCUACCUCGACGGCAGCAUCGCGCUCAACAAGCAGCACAGAUGCCGCCGCUUCCGCAGGGCCCGUGAGCAGGUCGAGCAGCUCCUGAAGAAGAUCACCAAUGGCGAAGGGUGCUAUCUCCCGACGUUCCUCUUCAACCCGCCGCUCCUGUCGCUGGCGCCGCUGGCCGAGUUGCUGCGCAUGUCGGACGCGGCAAGGAGGGAUCUGUGCGUCGCCAAGUGCACGGUGAAGGCAGCAUUUGGGAGCACGUUCCUGAGGUCCCAUGUGAGAAGAAUGGAGGGGCUGUUCCAGCGGCUGGAAGAUUGGGUGCCGGAGCUGUUCCUGCACCGGAGGGACAUCAUCUGCCAAGGCUUCAUCGACUACUUGGAGCAGCGGCAGGAGAUUCUAGACCGAGUUCCCCCGGAGUUCCGAUGGCUCGCCGAGGAAGCGAUGGAACUGUCACUCCGUGACACGCUCACCUCCUGUUGGCAUUAA
Molecule: messenger RNA, 825 nt
Organism: Setaria italica (foxtail millet)
Lineage: Eukaryota; Viridiplantae; Streptophyta; Magnoliopsida; Poales; Poaceae
Exons: 4
Coding region: 1-825 (274 amino acids)
Source: RefSeq, a predicted model, not a curated record